This is a messenger RNA of Poecile atricapillus (Black-capped chickadee), 1864 nucleotides long. RefSeq names its product collagen type XXVI alpha 1 chain (gene COL26A1). Gene Ontology annotation, molecular function: protein binding. Lineage: Eukaryota; Metazoa; Chordata; Aves; Passeriformes; Paridae. The transcript is spliced from 13 exons. The record is from RefSeq and is a predicted model, not a curated record. Bases 155 to 1507 code for a protein of 450 amino acids.
UGCCCGGCACCCCGUGCCCCCCCCGCCCCGGGGCUCCUCCGUGCCGUGGGAUCCCGCCGUGACCCCGGCCGGGGGAGCACGGUGUGACCCCGCGCCUGCCGUGCGGUGUUCGAGGGAAGGGCGGAGGCGGUAGGAGAUCCCCGUUCUUGCAAAAAUGCAGCUCGCUCUUUUCUUGUCCUGGUGCUGCUGCCUGCAUGGAUGCGCGCUGGGCACCGGCUUCCUCUAUCAAUUCCCAGCAUCAACCCUGCAGCACAACUACCCAGAGCAGAGCUCUGGCUCGCCGGGCAGCGGCUUCGCCAGUCGCCGGCACUGGUGUCACUACACAGUCACAAGGACAGUCUCCUGCCAGGUGCAGAACGGGUCAGAGACGGUCAUCCAGAGAGUUUAUCAGAGCUGCCGGUGGCCAGGACCUUGUGCCAACUUAGUGAGUUACAGGACUCUCAUCAGGCCCACGUACAAAAUGUCCUACAGAACUGUGACCACGCUGGAGUGGAGGUGCUGUCCUGGCUUCACAGGGAGCAACUGUGAGGAGGAAUGCAUGAACUGCACCAGGCUCGCUGAUAUGACCGAGAGGCUGAACACGCUGGAGGCCAAGAUCCUGCUGCUGGAGGCUGCAGAGAGGAGCCCAGCCCUGGAGAACAACCUGCCCAUCACCGGCACCACGGCCACGUGGUACGACGAGCUGCUGCCAGACGCCUUCCCCCUGCUGAACCCCGGCACUGUCCUGAGGAAAACCGUGGCAUCUGGACAGGUUGGUCCCCCGGGCCCGGUUGGACCCACUGGGCUCCCAGGACCACCAGGGCCGAAAGGAGAGAAGGGACAGCCCGGUGAGAGGGGCCCAGCAGGGCCACCAGGGAUGCUGGGACCUCAAGGACCAAGAGGACUUCCAGGAGAAACUGGGAUCCCAGGUCCCCCAGGUCCUCCAGGGCCACCAGCCACCCCAAGCCUCCCUCUCACCUUCCAGCAAGGGGUUCUCUACUCACUCCAGCCCACAGCUGAAAAAGAAAAUGGAGAACCCCAGCUGGCCUCCACCGUCAUCGACACCAUCAUGGCUGGACUGCCCGGACCCAGGGGAGCCCCGGGGCCCGCGGGACCACCAGGACCUAAAGGGCCCCCAGGACCCAUUGGAGCCCCUGGAUCACAACUUUAUUUCCAACAGGGGCAAGCAGGUCUGCCUGGAGAGAGGGGCAUUAAGGGAUUUCCUGGUGAACCAGGAAAGAAGGGUGAGGAAGGUGACAAAGGCGCUGAUGGGGAAGGUGUCCAACAGCUUCGAGAGGCUCUGAAGAUUUUAGCUGAGAGGGUAUUAAUCCUUGAGCACAUGAUAGGAAUUCAUGACUCUUUGUCUUCCAUUGAGCCAGGCUCUGGACAGGAUGUGAUCCCGGGCUCCCCCCUGAGAACCAGCAUCAAGAUCAAGCGAGGAGGACCCCGGCAGCCCCAGGCCCAGCAGAUCCUCUCUUCACUGCUGGAUGACGGUGAAGGCAGAAGGAGAAGCCACCGGAUGAAGUAGGAGCAUCUCCAUGUCCUCCCUGCCUGUUCUCCAGUUAAAGAUACAGUACCCAGUGCUUAAUUGCACCCUGCAGAUGAAGGGGGUGAGAGGCUGCAGUGUUGGUGGCUCAAUAGCGAGCUCUGAUUGCAGGGAAUAACUUAUCCAUAGCUCAGAGAGGGUUUUGAGAAUGUUCUCCUGGAUUUUGUUGUUUGUUUUGCCUUUGGAAUAGCAGUUGUCAGGUGUCUCAGAGGCUGCCUGCAGAAGUGGCAUCUCCUGGCUGUGCCUCGAGGGUUUAACCCUGCCCUUGACAGUCACUCAGUAAAGCUCUGCUUAACUGGCCAAGAUUAUCCUCAAUCCCACCCAGACCCAAAGCCGAGC